Aspergillus candidus is the source of this 1500-nucleotide messenger RNA. RefSeq names its product putative glutathione synthetase. Gene Ontology annotation, molecular function: glutathione binding; glutathione synthase activity; ATP binding. The transcript is spliced from 2 exons. Bases 1 to 1500 code for a protein of 499 amino acids. NCBI's taxonomy places the organism in Eukaryota, Fungi, Ascomycota, Eurotiomycetes, Eurotiales, Aspergillaceae. The record is from RefSeq and is a predicted model, not a curated record. Gene Ontology annotation, biological process: glutathione biosynthetic process. Gene Ontology annotation, cellular component: cytosol.
AUGCAUUCCAUCGCACAGUACCCCCCGCCACUAUCAGAAGAUCACCUUCUAUCGCUAUCCAUCCAGAUUCAAGACUGGCUGCUCAACCAUGGCUCCCUGAUCAAGGACAUCAACACUCAGACCGCCCUAGAAUUGCAGUCUAUCUACAACGAGCUCUACUGUGCCGUGGCUGAAGAUGAACAGUGGAUUUUGAGCGCGAUUGAGGAUCUUCUACCCAUCGACCCGCUCGCUGUGGCGCUCUGGAAAAUUCACCAAGAGGUGAAGCAACUGGGAGGAUACGUCCAGCCGAUCAGUGCCGGCAUAUUCCGCUCUGAUUAUAUGCUUCAAGAUGAAAACACAGACACCAAUGGCGAACCGUCCAGCAUACCACACGGGUCACUUAAACAAGUCGAGUUCAAUACAUUCUCGUGCGCCGGGGCUUCCCAUGCCAACAAAAUCGUAGACAUGCACAGACACCUUGCAAGAGCCGGCGUUUACAACGCCAACAGCACUCCGAGCGAAGACGACACAGACAGCAGCCAGCUCAUAGUUCCCUCCAAUCUCCCACGCAACCGUAACAUCGAGACUCUAGCAGCCGGGCUAGCCUCCGCCCACGCAGCCUACGGCCCACCGAAAAGCAAAGUCACAAGCAAAACAGCAGUUCUAAUCGUCAUCCAAGACCAAGUAUUCAACUUCAACGUGGCCGACGAACGGCCUAUCGAGUACGCCCUCUGGGACCAAGACCCGCCAGUCCCAACCUACCGGCUCAACUUCGGCGACGACACCCUCGAAGACACGUCCCUCACAGCCACAGGAGAACUCCUCUUCCACCCCCCGUGGCUCAACUCCACGACCCCCAUCGAGAUCUCCGUCGUCUACAUGCGCGCCGGCUACGAAGCCCACGAGUACGACAAGGUCGGCAUUCGCGCUCGCCUGCGUCUCGAACGCUCCCGCGCCAUUAAAUGUCCUUCGCUCCUCGCCCACAUCGCAACCUUUAAGAAAGUCCAGUACGCGCUCACCCGCCCUGGCACCCUAGAGCACUUCCUCACUCCCGAGAAAGCCGCCGCCGUCCGCGCCACCUUCGUUCCGAUGUACCCUAUGGACGAGUCGCCUGCGGGCCAGGAAGCCCGCAAGCUCGCGACAGACCCGGUGCUCGCGGAGGACUACGUGCUGAAGCCCUCCCUCGAGGGAGGCGGGCAUAAUGUCUACGGCGAUGCGAUCCCGGACUUCCUAGCCUCCCAGCCGCCGUCGAAAUGGGGCGCGUAUAUCCUGAUGAAGCGCAUUCCGUCGCCGUUCGCGGCCAAUAUGUUGAUGUCGUCUGUUGGGAUGAACUCGGGCGGGGUGAUCUCGGAAUUGGGGGUGUUUGGAUCGUGUCUGUGGCGGACGGGUGGAGAUGGCCGGCCGUGCGAGAUGUUGGAGAAUUCGCUGGCUGGGUGGUCAUUUAAGACGAAACAUCAGUAUACUGAGGAGAUAAGCGUGGUUAAGGGGUAUGGGUGUUUUGAUACGCCUUUGUUAGUUUAA